AUGAGCCUCAAGUCCCAAUCUCCCAUGGCUACAUCUGCAGCACCAGGACUCCUCACACAGGUUGGUAUGGCUGGAGGAGCCGCUGUCAUCACAGUUUCUUUCAUUCACCCAAUUGACGUCGUCAAGACUCGUAUUCAAAUUUCUUCUGAAUAUGGAAAGCUCGGUAUGGGAGGAACAGUCUCUAAGAUUACUGGAGAAGAGGGCGUUUUGGCCCUGUGGAAGGGAGUUAAUGCCGCCUGGCUUCGUGAGGCAUCUUACACGUCUCUUCGUCUUGGUCUUUACGAGCCUGUGAAGGUCAUUUUCGGCGCUAACGAUGCUGGAGCUCCAUUCUACAAGAAGUUCGCUGCAGGAAGUGCCGCUGGUGCCAUUGGGUCUGUGGCCGGAAACCCUUUUGAUGUUCUCAAGACCAAGCUUAUGGCUUCCUCUGGAAAGGAAGUUCCUUCCAUGGUUGGAACAGCGAAGGAACUUCUUGCCAAGCAAGGUAUUGCAGGAUUUUACCGUGGUAUUGACUCGAACAUUGCACGUGCUAUGGUCCUGAACGGAACAAAGAUGGCUUGCUACGACCAAGCUAAGGGUUUGGUUGUCGAAUCAACUGGAUGGACAAGAAACGCGCCACAAACCACUUUCUUGUCAGCCGUCGCUGCUGGGUUCUUCAUGACAUGCACUGUCUCUCCUUUCGAUAUGGUCCGAACGCGUCUAAUGAACCAACCUUCCGACUCUAAGAUGUACAACAAUGCCGUUGACUGUAUGAUCAAGAUUGCUAAAAAUGAAGGUCCACUUACUUUCUGGCGCGGAUUCAUGCCUAUCUGGUCCCGAUUCGCACCAACCACAACUCUGCAACUGAUCAUCUUUGAGCAAUUGCGAGGCAUGAUGGGAAUGAAGUCUCUCUAA
Molecule: messenger RNA, 891 nt
Organism: Cylindrotheca closterium
Lineage: Eukaryota; Bacillariophyta; Bacillariophyceae; Bacillariales; Bacillariaceae
Source: the annotation of a GenBank genome assembly